Molecule: messenger RNA, 1451 nt
Organism: Oryzias melastigma (Indian medaka)
Lineage: Eukaryota; Metazoa; Chordata; Actinopteri; Beloniformes; Adrianichthyidae
Gene: gja10b
Product: gap junction protein alpha 10 b
Exons: 2
Coding region: 12-1451 (479 amino acids)
Biological process (GO): cell communication
Cellular component (GO): connexin complex
Source: RefSeq, a predicted model, not a curated record
AAUGUGAGAAGAUGGGGGACUGGAACCUUCUGGGAAGUAUCUUGGAGGAGGUCCACAUUCAUUCCACCAUAGUGGGGAAGAUCUGGCUCACCAUCCUCUUCAUUUUCCGGAUGCUGGUUCUGGGUGUCGCGGCCGAAGACGUCUGGGACGACGAGCAGAGCGAGUUCGUCUGCAACACAGAGCAGCCGGGCUGCAAGACCGUCUGCUACGACCAGGCAUUCCCCAUCUCCCUCAUCCGGUACUGGGUCCUUCAGAUAAUCUUCGUGUCCUCCCCCUCGCUGGUCUACAUGGGCCACGCUCUGUACCGCCUGAGGACCCUGGAGAAGGAGAGGCACAGGAAGAAAGCCUGCCUGAAAGCAGAGCUGGAGGGGACGGACCCGGAGGACCACAAGAGGAUCGAGCGGGAACUCAGGAAGCUGGACGAGCAGAAGAAAGUCCGCAAGGCUCCUCUGAGGGGAUCCUUGCUCCGCACUUACGUCUUCCAUAUCCUGACCAGAUCCGUGGUGGAGGUUGGCUUCAUCAUCGGUCAGUGUGCUCUGUACGGCAUCGGACUGUCCCCGAUCUACAAGUGCGAACGGUUGCCCUGUCCGAACACCGUGGACUGUUUCGUGUCACGGCCGACGGAGAAGAACGUUUUCAUGGUCUUCAUGCUGGUCAUAGCCGGAGUUUCUCUGUUCCUCAACAUCCUGGAGAUCUUCCAUCUGGGGGUGAAGCGGAUCAAGGACAUCUUGUACGGAUACAAAUACGGAGAUGAGGACAGCGUGUGCAGGUCCAAGAAGAACUCCAUGGUGCAGCAGGUUUGCGUGCUGGGGAGUGCGUCCCCCCAGAGGCUGAUGCAGCUCACUCAGAUGAGCUGCUCCGUGCUGUCCGAGCCCCACAGUCACGGGGAGACCGUGCCCUAUCAUUUGGCCCAAUCAGCUCCUGCUCAGAACCAAGAUGAUUCCAUCACAUCCCACCAGCAAUCCUACAUGCCGGUCCCAUCCGACGCCCAGGCCCUGCAGCAGCUGGGGGCCACAGAGCGGCGCUACACACUGGACAACAGGAAACCCUCCUGCAGCAGCGAGGAGUCCCCCCACGGGCCCGGGAAGAUGUCCCUGGGAGGACCUCGGCAGACGCUGAUGGCCAGCCACAUGGAGAUCCCGGCGGCCCUGAAGAACUCGCAGAGGAAGCAGAGCAAAGUCAGCGUCUACAAGGAGCUCAGCGACAUGAGCGACUCCCCCGAGAGCGACCACUACCCCACUGCCAGGAAGUGCAGCUUCAUGUCCCGAGGACUGUCUGAGGCCAAGCUGGCCAGCCCGUCCGACAGCUGUGGCUCUGAGGCGGGGACGGACGCCGAGGGGCAGCACCUCAACCAGGGGGAGAGUCCCGCCAUGACCCCGCCGCCCCCAGCCAGUGGAAGGAGGAUGUCCAUGAGCAUGAUUCUGGAGCUGUCCUCCAUCAUGAAGAAGUGA